Juglans regia (Persian walnut) is the source of this 600-nucleotide messenger RNA. Its product is annotated as protein FAR-RED IMPAIRED RESPONSE 1-like. Gene Ontology annotation, molecular function: zinc ion binding. Bases 1 to 600 code for a protein of 199 amino acids. The transcript has a single exon. The record is from RefSeq and is a predicted model, not a curated record. Lineage: Eukaryota; Viridiplantae; Streptophyta; Magnoliopsida; Fagales; Juglandaceae.
AUGGGAAUGAUUUGUUGUAACUGCUCACUUAUAAAAAAUGAGGGUGCAAUCUCAACCUAUGAGGUAUCUGACACUGUGCAAAUUGAAAACUUCACCAAAGACGUAAAGGUUUGCGUUUAUUUCAAUAUUGAGGAGUUUGAGCUGAAAUGCACUUGUGCUUUGUUCGAGACUCGAGGCAUUUUAUGUAGGCAUACAUUUUCUGUGUUUAGAGCCCAAUGCGGUGACACAUCAUUACCGUCUAAGUAUAUCUUAGACCGUUGGAGGAAGGACUUGGCGUGCAACUACACACUUAUUAAGAGUAGUUAUGACAAUUUACGUGCCAAUCCUGAUACACAGAGGCAUGAUCAUCUUAUGAGUUUGUUUUCUGAGGUAGCAAAACUUAUAUCGAGAAAUGAGGAGCGUUACUCGAACAUGGUGGACCAUUUACUCGAUGUCAAAGACCAAUGUAGUGACUUAAUGUGUGAACCAAGGCCUUCAGAGCAAAUAGUUCCCACUAAUAGAAGUGCAAAAAAGGGUAAAAAAGUCCUUAGUCCAAAUGUUGUGAGAGGUAAAGGAAGGCCGCCGACACGAUGGAAAGUUUCCACGUUGAAAAGUCUGUAA